Megalobrama amblycephala (Wuchang bream) is the source of this 1773-nucleotide messenger RNA. Its product is annotated as carcinoembryonic antigen-related cell adhesion molecule 20-like. The transcript is spliced from 9 exons. NCBI's taxonomy places the organism in Eukaryota, Metazoa, Chordata, Actinopteri, Cypriniformes, Xenocyprididae. The coding region runs from base 333 to 1607 and encodes 424 amino acids. The record is from RefSeq and is a predicted model, not a curated record.
AGGUACAAUUUUAACACCAUUUUUUUUGUGUCUGUGGUGGGCAGUAUCCUAAGGUACAAAAGUGAAAAGGUAGAUCUUUGUACCUUACUUACCCCUAAAUGGUACAUAGUACAUACCUUAAAAGUACAUAGCAGUACUUCAAAAGUACAUAGGCCUAUUAGUACCUUUUCACUUUUGUACCUUAGUGUAACCAGUGACAAACACCGUACCUUUUUUCCGACAGUGUGAGAUAAGUGUCUCGUCACACCCCUACUGUUUAUCAUUAACUGAAAAUGACAUUUAAAUAGUUCAGAUGAUUUGAGCUGCAGCUCCUGACAGUUUAGAGCUCGAUCAUGAUGGUUUAUUAUCGUUUGUACUGGGCCCUGUGGAUGUUGUCGUGUUUUGGACAGUAUUCAGGUCAAGAUCUGCAGUUUCCUGAGCCGGCUAAUGGAGCAGUAGGAGCAAGUGUGGUGCUCGCCCCUGAUAACCCACCCUCCACGCCUAUUCUUAUAGCUCAAUGGUCUUUCACUUCAACUUUUAUAGUUGCAUUCAUGUCUGGUGUAACAACAGAAAGCCCCACAUAUAAAGGCAGAGUCGGUUUUGACAGCAACACUCUCGCUCUGACUCUACAGAACCUGAGAAAGAAUGAUUCUGGAAUAUACAAACUCAGUGUAACAACGACUACUGGAGAGAUACUUACAGGAGAAACUUCACUACAAGUGAUUGCAAAAAUAUAUAAUGUCACGCUUAUUGGUCCAGAGGAAACAUUAAUAGAGGGCGACUCAUUUGCUAACAUCACCUCUGAAGGAACUGGUAUCAUUGACUCUGUGCAGUGGAUGAAAGAUAACCGGCCUCUGUCUCCUAGCAACAGCAUCAUCUUCUCACCUGAUUUCAGAUCAGUGUCCAUCAGUCCAGUGCAGAGAUCAGACAGUGGAGAAUAUCAGUGUAUAUAUAGUAAUCCUGACAGCUCUGAGACGGCAACAUACAGUCUGAUCAUCAACUAUGGACCAGAUGAUGUUUCUAUUAGGGGUCCAGAUGUGGUGGAUUUAGGGGUUCCUGUGUCUCUGUCUUGCUCUGCAAAUUCUGAACCUUCUGCCUCAUUCAGAUGGAUGUUUAAUGGAACAGACACCAAUGUGACCACAGACACAUUCACCAUAGAUAAGACUGACUUCACAGACAGCGGAGAUUACGACUGCACUGCCUGGAAUAGUGUCACAAACAGAAGUGCCUCACAAAGACAUGUUUUAGAGGUUAAAGUCAGUGGAGGAGGACUGUCAAUAGGAGUGAUAGUUGGGAUUGUCAUUGGUGUUCUAGUGGCAGUUUCAGGCAUUUGUGGUCUGACUGUCUAUUUAAUAAAAACCAAGAAAAUUCCAAAAAUAAACAAACAACAAAAAGAACAAGCAAGUGGAGCACCACAAACAACACAGGAUCAUAUCUAUGAAGGAAUCCUUGAAUUCCAGGCGACUAGUCAAGGUGGAGCAAUUCGGGAAAAUAUGAGUGAAAGGAAUGUGAAUCAGGCUGAAAAUGAUGACAAUGUAUAUGUAAAUCAUGGGGUUACAAACAGGCCAAGGGCUGCUACACCCCCACCAAGUAUGAAACCCUCUUCCCGUGCACCAGUGAAGAAGUGAAGACACUGAAACAUCUACUGCAUACUGCAUGUCUUCCUGCAUAAUACACAUUUCACACAGUUUGUGAUAUAUCUGUGUUUUAUUUGCAUAUGUAGAGUAUUUGUAUUAAAAUGUUUAUUUGCAGGUCCAUGUCAAAUUUGAGCAAAUAAAUCACAGUAAAAGCAGA